Molecule: messenger RNA, 2090 nt
Organism: Nilaparvata lugens (brown planthopper)
Lineage: Eukaryota; Metazoa; Arthropoda; Insecta; Hemiptera; Delphacidae
Product: modular serine protease
Exons: 9
Coding region: 133-1557 (474 amino acids)
Biological process (GO): proteolysis
Molecular function (GO): serine-type endopeptidase activity
Source: RefSeq, a predicted model, not a curated record
AAUUCACAGUAUUUUUUCACUAAUCUCACCAGCGUUCUUAUGGAUUCAACCUGGAAUGAAAUUUAUCCUUAAUUAUUGAAGUGUAGUUGAAAAUUCUCAGAAUCAAAAAUUCAAUUUCUCUCAAAUUUUUAGAUGGGAGUGAGACCAAUGAAGCUGUUAAUAUGUGGAUGUGGAUAUUUUGCAAUAAUCAUGGUUUCAAUGCUAUAUAUAACCUUCGCAGAAAAGACGACUGGCACGAUUAUUGGAAAGACUGUAAUGACUACCAGCAAUAGCUUCAAAUCAUGUCGAAUACCAACAGCUGAGAACACAAUCUACCAGCUGAUGAAGUCAGACAGAGAGCAUGUAACUUUACUGCCCAACUCGCCUGUACAGGGCAAUGGUACAGUGGUACAUAUUGAGUGCCAGGGGGCCAACAGAGGAACCACCAGUUGGUUUGGCCAGGAUUACAUGGUAUGCUACAAUGGAGAAUGGUAUCCUCCUGGAAAUCUUUGUAUAAAGUUUUGUCCACCAUUAAACCUGUUGAACUCAGUGAUAGAAUGCACCCUGAACGAUAAACCGGUAUCCUGCCAGGAGAACGUGAGACCUGGCACAGUGGCUGAUAAUCGGUGUAAAGCAGGCUACAAUGACUCAUCCACCAAAAGAAAUGAGAGAAAUAUCUGCCUCAAUACUGGAAAAUGGAGUUAUCAGUUCGUGGAAUGCUUUUUAUCUUGUGAAGGAAUUGACAAGGAAUACAAAUCAAAUGAUACAGAUCUAAUGGAAGUUGUGUAUUCUCCCUGGACUGCUGGAGUGUACGUAUGGAGCAAUACUUCUGAAAAUUUUGUAUUUGUUUGCAGUGCGUCUAUUGUGGGAACUGAUAUAAUUGUCACAGCUGCACGAUGCGUGCAGGAAAAUGGAAAAGCGUUAGAUGUGAAUCUAGUGAGAGUUGCAGUGGGAAAAACCCAUGUUGAUUGGAAUGAUGAACGUGAUAUCUACUCUCAAACUCUGAAAAUGAGCAAAAUUACUGACCAAAAUCUUCAUUCGAAAGCAGCAAAGGGCUACAUGGGUCUUCUAGAAAUGUUCAAAUCGGUGUCUUUUCUGCUACUGAAAGACAGAGUCGAAUUCAAUUCGUUCGUUCGAGCAAUUUGCCCUCAAUUUAAAAGAAUUUUUAAAGGUCUACAUAUGGUCUCCAAAUCCAACAUGAGAUAUUUAAAUGGAACAGUAACAGGUUGGGACAAGUCGGGAAAACGCAUUUCAUUCAGAACUACAUUUUACAAUAAUGCAGACUGCAGAAAAUUGAUAUCAGAAUUGGAUGAGGAUGAUGAAGAACGUGAACAGCUUGAGAGUGAGAUAAAGAAGUUUGGUAGCUAUUGCACUGAUAGAGGAUUCCCAGAAUCUUUUCUCGGUACAGGAGCUAUUUACUACGAUGAAGGUUUGAAAGCCAAUCGGUCCGUUGGUGCUCUCACACGCUUGUUCAAGUCUUUCAGUAUUUUUAUGGGACCCAGGUCAGAUGAAGUUCUAGACGAGAUGACACGCUUUUAUUCUAAUAUGAUUGACAAAAACUAUCGUGGAAAAUAUUAAGUUUCAAUCAUCAAAUUCUCAUGGUUAAAUUCAGCCCCAUUCAUCCAAUGUCAGCAUUAUUAGUUGAAUGAAAAUGACCAUUAUGCAUGGUUUCUCCAUACUCUAUGCUAAAACUGACGGUCAUGAGACGAGACCAAACUGUGAACGUAUAGGCCUCAUACAUAUUACUGCUGUAUUGACAUUAUCAUUUAUCAUAUCAUUAAAAAUUGAAAAAUAUUAUAUCAUCAUCAAUAUCAACAACUUUUGAAUAAGAUUAUGUUAACUAGUAACUUUGCAAUGACAUGGCUGUUAUUACACAGUAUUAUAUCAGAUUAUUGUAAUUGGUUGACUGUAGCUGAAAAAAUACGCCACGAUUUGUAAGAUCAGUUUAAUAAUUGUAGUCUAGUCACAAGAUUCAAACAUUCUGUAAUAUAUUAGUAUCUUUAUAAUGAGUUGAAAUUAUAUCGCUUUAUAAGAAUUAUAUUUAUGAAUAAAUAUAGAAUAAACGUUUUUAAAAUGAAUAAUUAAUAAUAAUAAAUAGUAAAUUAGUCCUG